CUACAAGGGCUAAAAGUCAGCAAAAACAAGGCCCAGCAAGCCUGGAACCCAAUAGGGCCCAAAGAGCAGGACCAAAAAAACAUUUUCUAACCCUAACCCUAGCAGCCACUGCUCCCCUCUAGAAACUCCGCCGCCAAGGAUGGAACCGCCGCCACUGCCGUCGAAUGACAAGAACCAAACAACGCCUCCACAUCAGAGGAAGAGAAAGCAGAGGAAAAGGAUCCACCACCCGGAUGGCAGGCUGGUGGAGAGACGAUCUUCAACGAAACCCACCCCAAGCCGCUCGAAACGUCCGCCUCCCGCCGCACGAUCCCAUGGGAAGCCAAACAAACUCGAACAGUCAGACAACGAAGGAAGUAGAGGGGAGACGAUCUUCUGUCUUCAAGCUCUCCAGACCGCAUCCGUCGCCAAGGGCUGCAUCUCAGAACCACCAAGAUCUGCAAGGUGAGAGCAAGGAGGUAGAUUUUGGAAAGGAGAGGAGAAGACAAGCCAGAUAUGAAAUCAGAUCUAGCCUCCUUGCAACUUAGAUCGGACAAUCAUCUCUAGUUCUGAAUCACCAGAACAGAGGGCCAAAAAUCAACCCAUCAUAGGGGAAGGACAUCAACCCACAAGGGGAGGAGGAAACAUGCAUGAAAGCAAAGCAACAAGGACUCGGAAAUGCAGAAAAAUGAAAACAAAGCAAGGAA
Molecule: messenger RNA, 686 nt
Organism: Linum trigynum
Lineage: Eukaryota; Viridiplantae; Streptophyta; Magnoliopsida; Malpighiales; Linaceae
Source: the annotation of a GenBank genome assembly